CUAGUACUAGAUCCCCAAGCGCCUGCGCAAACUGAAGUGACGUCACAGCCAGCAUGGCGGUCAAGGUGCAAUCAACCAAAAGGGCCGAUCCUCAUGAACUGAAGGCUAUCUUUCUGAAGAAUGCAAGUUUUGUGGACAAGGAUGGGGAGCAUUACAUGACCCCAGCUGACUUUGUGCAGAAGUUCCUGGGCCUGCACACACAGCUCCAUCACAACCCCAAGACUGUGCAGCUGAUAGCGGGAGUGGCAGACACGACUAAAGAUGGACUGAUCUCAUUCCAGGAGUUUCAGGCCUUUGAGUCCGUACUUUGUGUUCCGGAUGCACUUUUUAUAGUAGCCUUUCAGUUAUUUGACAAGACCGGCACUGGGGACAUCUCAUUUGAAAAUGUCAGAGACAUCUUUAGCCAGACCACAGUCCACCACCACAUCCCUUUCAACUGGGACUGCGAGUUCAUCAGGCUGCACUUUGGCCAUGACAGGAAGAAGCGCCUCAGUUACCUAGAAUUCACUCAGUUCCUUCAGGAACUGCAGCUGGAGCAUGCCCGCCAAGCAUUCAUGCAGAAGGACAAAAGCAGGAGUGGUGCCAUAUCCGCUUUAGACUUCAGCGACAUCAUGGCCACCAUCCGCCACCACAUGUUGACCCCCUUUGUGGAGGAGAACCUGGUCUCCGCUGCAGGGGGCAGCACCUCUCACAUGGUCAGCUUCUCCUUCUUCAACGCCUUCAACUCCCUGCUCAACAACAUGGAACUCAUCCGCAAGAUUUACAGCACCCUGGCAGGCUCACGCAAGGACACGCUUGUCACCAAAGAGGAGUUUGUCCACGCUGCAAACAAGUUUGGCCAGAUCACUCCUAUGGAAAUCGACAUCCUGUACCAGCUGUCCAGUCUGCACACUCACUCUGGGCGGCUGAACCUGGCAGACAUCGAAAGGAUAGCCCCGCUGGAGGAAGGAGCUCUGCCCCACCACUUGGCCGAGGUCCAGAGGCAGCAUGCGUAUGGGGAGACGGGCCGACCAGUCUGGCUCCAGGCAGCAGAGUCUGCUUACAGGUUCACUCUGGGCUCCAUCGCCGGAGCCACGGGAGCGACUGCGGUGUACCCCAUUGACCUGGUGAAGACCCGCAUGCAGAAUCAACGCUCCACCGGCUCCUUCGUGGGUGAGCUCAUGUACAAGAACAGCUUUGACUGUGCCAAGAAAGUGUUGAGAUACGAGGGCUUCUUCGGCUUUUAUAGAGGUCUCUUACCACAGCUUAUAGGUGUUGCCCCUGAGAAAGCCAUCAAACUCACAAUGAACGACUUUGUGAGAGACAAGUUCACCACUAAAGAUGACACCAUUCCGCUAUUUGCUGAGGUGCUAGCUGGUGGAUGUGCUGGAGGCUCCCAAGUGAUCUUCACCAACCCGCUUGAGAUUGUGAAGAUCCGUCUGCAGGUAGCAGGAGAGAUCACCACAGGUCCCCGGGUCAGUGCCCUCAAUGUUGUACGCGACCUGGGUUUCUUCGGACUCUACAAGGGAGCAAAGGCCUGUUUCCUGCGGGACAUCCCUUUCUCCGCAAUCUACUUCCCUGUGUAUGCCCACACCAAGACUGAGCUGGCAGAUGAGCAGGGCAGGGUGGGGCCACUGCAGCUGCUGACCGCCGGAGCCAUUGCAGGUGUACCAGCUGCCUCCCUGGUAACCCCUGCUGAUGUCAUCAAGACCAGACUGCAGGUGGCAGCCCGCGCCGGGCAGACUACGUACACCGGAGUCAUGGACUGCUUCAGGAAGAUCCUGCAUGAGGAGGGCUUCAGGGCCCUGUGGAAAGGAGCUGGAGCCCGCGUGUGCAGGUCCUCACCUCAGUUUGCAGUCACCCUAGUUACCUAUGAACUCUUGCAGAGAUGGUUCUACAUUGAUUUUGGAGGACACCGCCCUGCCGGCUCAGAGCCGACUCCCAAGUCCAGAAUCUCAGAGCUUCCUCCUCCCAGCCCCGAUCAUGUGGGAGGGUACAGACUGGCCGCGGCAACGUUCGCAGGAGUGGAGAACAAGUUUGGUCUGCACCUUCCCAAGUUCAAGUCGUCAGGCGUGGUGACGAUUCAGCCACCCGCUCCCAAGGAGGAGCCGCAGGGCUCUUAAGACUGUCCUUUCACAAGUGCUGGAUCCCGACUGGCUGCAUGCUUUGUGAGCCAAUCGUCCACUUAAAACAUUUAUGCGUGAUUUUCCCCUCCCAUUUAAAACCAUUGGCUAGAAUGAAGCUCACGUUAUGGGUUUCAUUUCUGGCCAUUCAGAAGCGCUUUUUUUAUUUAACCCGCUGCAUGAAUAGUGCUUUGACGAUAUGCUUUGUGUAGCUUGCACAGUGUUACUGUACAUAUUGUACAUCUCUGUACAGAGACAUGACUGAGUUGAGCCUAAAAAACGUAGUGACUUUCACCAGUGAUGCUUCCAUGUCGGGGGCAUCUCUGCAAUCAAACAUAGUAGCUUCAUAUGGUGUACAGAUGUUUUCAAAGUGUUUUAUUGAAAAGAAAACAAAAAAAUCAUGAUCAGAAUCUUAGUAAAUAAUUUAAUGCAUUUCAUUCUUGUAUUUUAUUGAAAUAAAUCAUGGGUUUAA
Molecule: messenger RNA, 2574 nt
Organism: Anguilla anguilla (European eel)
Lineage: Eukaryota; Metazoa; Chordata; Actinopteri; Anguilliformes; Anguillidae
Gene: slc25a12
Product: solute carrier family 25 member 12
Exons: 18
Coding region: 54-2102 (682 amino acids)
Biological process (GO): malate-aspartate shuttle; L-glutamate transmembrane transport; aspartate transmembrane transport
Molecular function (GO): calcium ion binding; L-aspartate transmembrane transporter activity; L-glutamate transmembrane transporter activity
Source: RefSeq, a predicted model, not a curated record